GAAAAGCAACGUUGGUUUGCCUUUUCAUUUAUUGGUAGCAUUCUGUGGAUAGCUUUCUACUCGUAUCUUAUGGUGUGGUGGGCAUCUCUGACUGGUGACACCGUGGGUAUACCGAACGAGGUUAUGGGUUUGACAUUCCUGGCUGCCGGAACAAGUAUUCCUGAUCUAAUUACUAGUGUCUUGGUGGCCCGCAAAGGAUUUGGGGAUAUGGCUGUCUCCAGUUCUAUUGGAAGCAAUAUAUUUGAUGUAGCUAUGGGUCUUCCACUACCAUGGUUUCUAGCAACCAUGAUUUUUGGACCUGUGCAAGUGAACAGUUCAGGAAUGGCCUGUUCCAUUGUUCUUCUCUUUCUGAUG
Molecule: messenger RNA, 354 nt
Organism: Limulus polyphemus (Atlantic horseshoe crab)
Lineage: Eukaryota; Metazoa; Arthropoda; Merostomata; Xiphosura; Limulidae
Product: sodium/potassium/calcium exchanger 2-like
Exons: 3
Biological process (GO): intracellular calcium ion homeostasis; calcium ion transmembrane transport
Cellular component (GO): membrane
Molecular function (GO): calcium channel activity; calcium, potassium:sodium antiporter activity
Source: RefSeq, a predicted model, not a curated record